GGGACGGGACGGGACCCGGCGCCCCGCGGGCCAUGCGCCUCCUGGCCACGGCGCUGGCCGCCCUGCUGGCCUCGGCCCCGGCCCCAGAUGUUUGUGAGGCUUUAAAUGUGACAGUCUCUCCGGGACCAACAGUGCGAUACUCUGAGGGAGAUAAUGCUACCCUCUACUGCCACAUUUCUCAAAAGAGAAAGACAGACAAUUUGCUGGCUGUGCGGUGGGUCUUCGCUGCAUCACCUACUCAGGAGUAUCUGAUGAUCAAAAUGACAAAGUUUGGGUCUGUCCAAUAUUAUGGAAAUUAUACUCAACAUUUCCACAAACAAAGACUUCAUCUUCUUAAAGAGAAACAUGGAACUAUGUACAAAUUUCUUAUUCUAAGUCUCCAGCAAACAGAUCAAGGACAUUAUAUAUGCAAAGUCCAGGAAAUUGGCAAACACAGGAAUAAAUGGACAGCAUGGUCAAAUGGCACAGCAGCUACUGAAAUAAGAGUGAUUUCAUCAAAACCUGAUGAUGAUCCCACUUUCAAGAAAAACCAUGAAGCCUGGAAGUUUUUCGAAGAUCUGUACGUGUAUGCAGUGUUUGUGUGUUCAAUAGGAAUAAUCAGCGUCCUCCUUUUUACACUUGUCAUUCUCUGUCAGUCACUUCUGAACAGGAGGAAGUCCACAGUGAAACAUUACCUGGUGAAAUGCCCCCAGAACAGCUCUGGGGAGACAGUUACCAGUGUAACAAGCAUGUCCCCUCUACAGCCCAAGAAGGUAAAGAAAAAGAAAGAGAAUCUGGAGCAGCCACCAGCCAUCCCAGCAAAAGCUCCAAUAGCCAAUAAUUUUCCUAAGCCCAAGCUCCUGAAACCUCAAAGAAAAUUGAUCCUGCCAAAAAUCGCAGAGGAGAAUUUAACAUAUGCUGAACUUGAACUUAUGAAGCCGAUUCAGGAAGCCAAAGGCACUCCCAGUAUGACAGUCUACGCACAGAUACUCUUUGAGGAGAACAAGCUGUAAUAGUUCAUGCCUGUAUAAAUGUCCUUUGUCUGUGUUCUAUUUAAUUUUUGCUGUGCUGUUUAUUUAUAAAAAUCAUACAAAUAUCCUUAUUUUUUUAUUUCCAUUCACGCACUUCUAUUUUUCUAUGAGACUUUUAAACAAAAUAUAAUUGAAAGUAAUCAUAGAAAAAGCAGUUGGUCUACAAGUGACAUUCAGAGACAUCCUCUGUAGAAUUUGCUCCUGGUUUAAAUGAAGUUCCACCUGGGGCAUUUUCAAUAUUAAAUAUCAUUCCCUCUUUGAUUCUAAUGCAACAGGUCCAACUGCAAACAUCAACAUUUUAACAAGCCUUAGGAGUAGUGGCAGGAUCCAUGUACAAAAUCUGCUUUUGAAGACAAAGACCACUAACCAAGAAAUUUGUCAGCUUAAUGCUGCUUUUCCUGUAAGAAAUAUACUGCUCAGCAAAGCUGAGAUGUUUUCCCUACUGCAAAGAAAAAGCUAAAAUUACUUUUUCUGAUUUUUUUUCCCCUCCAGAAAUAGUUGUAAAAAGUUUUGCUUUCUAUAUUUUCAAAUUCCCUUUCUAAAUGACAUAAUCUUUAAAAACUUAUGUUGUUUUUAGUAAAGUUAUUCUUAGGUGCUUGAAAUCAAACAUUUCAAAAUAAUCCAGAGGAAACUUUCAUAGUUAAACCCUAACAAAUUUAAGGAAGAAUUUUUAUAGGUUGGGAACUUUUUUUUUUUUUUUAAUUCUGAUUGGGAAUAGGAAAAACUUAUUAGUGAGUUAAACAGUUCAACAGAGCCAGGACUGCUUUUGGCCUGAAUUUAGAUUGGUGCUCCCAGACCUGCAAAAGUUUUCUCCUGUGGCCUACGUUACUGAACUGUUGAUUUAGAGGAAAAAUUGUAGAGUUUCUCCUUUACUAUGGAACAGACUCCAUUAGCACCCUGCUCACUUAUUUGGAGGUUUUUUUGAAAGACCAGGGCUCAGGAGUUAGUGAAAUGAGCUUAAUGUGAGAGCACAAAAUACUCUUUCUCUUUCUUCACCUUUUGAUAACUGAGAAGGGAGUUUUCCUUUUCCUUUGACAUACAUUCAUGGAAAAUGGGCUGUUCUGUGGCAAACUGGGCAUUUCAGUCAUGCAGGAUAGCUGGAUUGAUGUUUUCAAGCUCCUGAAUCUCCAGUGCUCAAAUUCUACCAAAGCUCAGGGAGAGCUGGGUACCCAACAGCUUUCACCCUUAGGAAGCUUUAGCCCUUGAAUAAUUACAGAGUUAAUGGAGACACAAAAGCUCUUUAGCUCACCAUCAGGCCAUAGAGAUCUGAUAUUUGGCAUGUGGCAAGUCCUCUCCAGGCCUGGGAGGGAGCCACUUGACAGGCCAUACAUUCAGCAGUAUUGAGCAUGGAUUUUGGAGUAGAACUUGGAGGCCUUGGGUUUUCAAAUUAUGACUAAAAUUGCUUCCUCCUUUAUAGGUCAGGCCUUUUUAGUGAUACAGAAACUUCUUACCAGGGCUUAGGCACAGCUGGGAACCAUCACAGAAAAAAUUACGCCCUUAUUCAUGUUACUGCAUGGAAGCACAGGGGUGACAAUGCAGGGAUGGGGACAUGUGGCACUGGGAGAGAGCACAUCGAUACGUUUUGGAAGGUUUCACCAGAAUAAACAAGCCUGUAUGAACUGCUUUUUAGCUUUUUUGAAUGAGUGUAGAGAUUAGGUAGCAUACAUAAUCUCUUACUGUAUAGCCAGGAUGCGUAAAUGUAAAAUGCAGUCACCUGCUUCCACGUUAGAUAAAAAUCUCUUGUAUAAAAAAAGAAUUUAAGAGAAGCUUGUCAGGCUGUCCAUUAUGUACAGUACUAAUUCCUACCCUAGUCCCUCAUAAAAACAGUUCUUUUUAAACUAAGGCCAGUUUUUAUCAAUAGGUUUCCUACUAAUUAUUUGCAUUUUUAAUUUAUGCAUUUUUGAGACGUCAAGAAAACAUUAGUUUCACCUUUUCUGACGAGUUUAAUCACCCAUCCAAAGGCAGGGUAUAUUUCCUUGUUCAUUGAUUGGGUGACAGGCUUUCAAAGAAAACAGCAAUCAACUCACUGACCAAAAUAAAUUGGUGCUAAAGAGUAACCAAACAUUCAGGGAUCAAUUUUGGAACAGCCGGGGUUCGACUGACUUUUCAGAGAGGACAUCUCUUACUCAGCUGUAGCUGUAAGGAAGGCCUUAGAAAAGUAUAAAAAUAAUUAGUGAUUCCUUUGGAAUUAAAAAUAAAAACCUAACACACUAAUGAGUUGACCACUUAGUUGUGAAAACUUCCUAAAGUUUGGUAUACAGACAUUCCUUUUAUAUACUACUGGAUAUUGUGCCAAUUGUUCAGAAAAAUCCUCUACUGUAUGUUUAUGCCCAGUAUUUUAAUGAAUACCAUUCUUUGUGUAUUAAUAGUCUAUAUAUUCUUGUUUAUGUUUGAUAUCCAUUUCACCCAAAUAACAGUUAAUUGAGCUAAAUAAAUUACCUUUUUUUUGU
Messenger RNA from Melopsittacus undulatus (budgerigar), 3460 nucleotides. RefSeq names its product V-set and transmembrane domain containing 4 (gene VSTM4). The coding region runs from base 33 to 992 and encodes 319 amino acids. The record is from RefSeq and is a predicted model, not a curated record. The transcript is spliced from 8 exons. NCBI's taxonomy places the organism in Eukaryota, Metazoa, Chordata, Aves, Psittaciformes, Psittaculidae. Gene Ontology annotation, cellular component: membrane.